UCAGUUACCUACCCGUCUUGGAUACCCUAGUUUCACCGUUAAGAAACAUCAACAUAGUAACCCGGGAAAGGCAACCUGAGAGGCGGGUAGCAACAUUUCUUUCUAGGAACCUCACGGCUGACCUGGAUAUCUGGUUGCCUGGGCAAACCCAGAGACAACAACAAUGGGUGCAUGUCGCUAGAAAAAGUUGCUAGCUUAGUUGGCACAACUGUUAGCUAACAUUGGUUUGCUAACGUUAGCUGGCUAGCGUUAGCAAACAGACAGCUGAAGAACGAAACUGAAGAAGUCCGGAGAAGUUAGGAUUUUCUUAUCACGAGGAUGUCAGCAUGAAUGUGGACAUCUAGACACGUCGGAUCGUUUCCCUAAAGGUGAAUGGGAGAGAUGAGGAGCAGCAGGAGGACUGAGGUGUCGCUUAAAAGCUCUGCUCAGCAGCUCACAGAUCACAAUAUUAGCGCAGAGCUGACAACUGCAUGGAAAAGUUUGGCUCAGUCCAAAGCUGCUUUGCGGCAUAUAGAAAACCGUCUAGAGGCAGCUCCAGGGACGGGGGUUCUCCUGGACUCUGUCAUGGACCCCCCCAAGAAGAAAUCCUCCAGGACGGUUCGCUGCAGGGAGGGACAACAAGCUGAUGACAAUGGGGGGUCUUCAAAGCGCAGGGGGCGUAGUCAGCAGAGUCCAGAAAAGAGCAGCUCACGCAGCCCACUAAGAAAUACCACCCAGGACAGCAAUGUCUGCAGGAACAACAGCGUGGAUUUCAGGGAACAGCUGGCCUCCUACAGAGAGGCCACUCCUCCACCACAUCCCUCCUCUCAGCUGGAGGCCUACAGUCUGCAGUCAGUGCCAGGGUCUUCGUACCCAUCCUCUCCGCCUCCCUCAGAUCCUCUGCCCAGCCAGCUGAUCUACCAGAGAGACACCAGGGAGAAACAGACGGACAGGGACCUGGACAGCACGCACUCCUCGGCUCUGGAGCGCACCGAGGUCCGCUACCUCAAUGACCAAUCAGCCCUGGUCACCCUGAGGACUACUGGAAACCAGUCACAUCUCACAGGUGUAAGAGUCCCUGCAAGGGAGGGGACUGAGGAGGAAAGCACGCCCAAAGCACAACUUGGCAUGGAUAGCCAAGCGUCAAGCCCAUGUCUAGCUCCAGCCCCGGGCUCCAUACGCCGAGGGGAGAGCACUCCCUCCACCAGCCCUGGCUCAGCAUCCCAGCGGUUGGAGAAUCUAAGGCGACAUCAGCCUGAUGAUAAGCUGGAGAAGCUCAAAGAGCGUAUUCGCAGGCAAAGACAACAUCUGGAGGAGGCUGCAGAGAGAGAGAAGCUGCUGGGUUAUCUGGAACAGCCCGUUGUGGCAGCUGUGGGGAGUGACAGUGCUGGUACUAGCAACAUGCCCACAGCCAAAAUACGGAAAGUAGCAGCUGCACCGCCUGCACCUAUAUACAAAGGUUUCAACAGUACUGAGACAAAGAUCCGGACUCCUGAUGGGAAAGUUUGGAAGGAGGAGGAGUUUCAUAACCUCAGCAGAGAAAUAUACAGAGACCUGCCACGACAGUUUGCUGAGAGCACCAGAUCCAGGCAUCCGCAGCAGAGGUCCAAAGAGAGGAGGCCUCCCAAACCAGUCAGGAAGGUCCAUAGAGCUGCCCCUUCCUCUGACCUAAAUGCAAAACCAGUGAUAAGUCCUGCAUCGUGGCGAGAGGGCCAAAAGCUGGUAAAGAUGGUACUUGGUCCAGUUCCCAAGCUGCCCAGGGAGAAGGACAGGCCCAAUCCAGCUGAUGGACUGAGCAGAAAAGCUUCCCAUCACUGUUCCAGUUCAGACCCGCGCUCAGAAUCAAACCCACGGUCUUGCCCUCACAGCACAGAAAGGCCUCGUAGUGGAUUUCAGGGGCAAGCCAAAAGCCACUACACAACCACAUCUACCCCCUCAUCUGCAGAUCGGGACAAGUCCCCAGUGGGUGUAAGCACGGACCUGUUGUCAGCAGACAUCCAGGGGAUACUUGAUGACCUUCAGCUGGAGUGCAAAGCAGCAGAAAGGGAGGAGAGGGCCCGGCAAAGGUCCCGGGGUGGGAGCAGUGGUAGGAGAGGGAGAGGGGGAUCAGGGUCACGAACAAGGACUCCAGUCUCUGUUUGGGGAACUACUAUGGCAACAGGUAGCUCCUCAAGAGGCUGCCGCAGUGCCAGCCCCACUACACACCGACCAGAGACUGCCACCACGGCUGACACAGGGCACAAAAAGCGACACUAUGAUGCAGAUACUGUUCGCCAGUACAUUUCCAGGCAACAAGAGGAGAGAAAGAGGCGUCAAGCAGAAGAGAAGAGGGCACUGAGGGAGGAGGCAGAGAGGAGAAACCAGAGAUUGCAGGAGCUCUACAGGAAGCAAAGAGAAGUGGCUAAAACAGUGGCCCUUCCCAGCGAGGCACCUGUGGCCCCUGUGCAAAAGCGACUACAGGAGACCUACAACAAACUGCUGCUGGAGGAGGCCCAGCUGGGCGAGGAGGCCACACAGACGCAACCUGCUGCUCAUUCUAGUCAAAUGAGAGUGAUGUACCAGCCCUCAGGAGAGUCAGACAAAGAGAACAAAAGACUAGAGGCACCACAGAGCCCCUCAAGCAGUGACAGGUCUUUGAAUGAUCAGCCACCUCCUCCGUUAUCCAGGAAUGAUCUGGAUGUUGGAGUUGCCUCUUUGCUUCAGCCUGACCGUCUGAGCCCAGCUGUUCGACCUACGAUGGGUCCCAGCAGCAGUACACUAGCCCCUUUUGGUGACCAUCUCCUCUCUCAACUUCUCAGGCUGGAGACUGCGGUGACAGCUAGUGACAUCAGCCACACCCAGCGGCCAGCCACAGCACCUUCCAACAGGUCGCGCCGCAUUGAGGCCCUCAAGGCCACAGCCGCAUCCCUCUCAAAUCGUAUAGAGAGUGAGGCACGGAAGCUUGCUGGGGAGGGGAUCGACUACGGUACAACAACAUCAAUGGACGUGGAUACUAUUUUGGCUCCUAGGCCCUCUCAAGCUAAUCUUGAUGAUGGAUGCUGGGCAGAAACAGCUGGCACAGAAAAUAAUGAUGUGGCGUUGAGGAUCCAGAGGAUUUUGACUAGCACGGGUCAUAGUUCAUACAAUGGCGUAGCUCUCCCAGGAACAGGCAAUCUGCACGCCCUAAGGGGACAUAAAGAAAAUAAGGGUACACACACCAAUUUGACCAAUCCACAAACAACUUCUGCUGGGCCUAUUCUCAACAGUUAUACACAUGAAAAGAGGAAGCUAGUCAAUGGCUUGGAAAAGGUGGAGAGAAUGGAUAAAAUGGCACAAAGGAGAGGAUAUGGAUUGAUAGAGGAUAAGAAUCAGACAGAUCUCCAUGACUCAAGUGCCGGUUCCAUCAGUGAGGGUCCUCUUCUGAGUGAAGGGAGUUUUUCUGAGGAUGAGGUAAGCCCUCCUCACCCCUCCAACAAUCGUGUACCUAGACCAGCAGAUCGCCUGGAGGCAGUGGACUACUGUGCAGGUCAAAGAAGGGAUUACCAGCGGUUGUCAGAGUUCCAGAGGGAGGCAGCGAGGUGCUCAGCCCUUAGCUCACCCUUUGCGCAUAAUGAUGGCAGCAAAGCAGCAUGGGAGGAGCUGAACAAAGGAAGCCCUCUAAGCGUUAUCAACAUUUUCACAAAGAACCUUCAUGGCCAUGCUAAAGUGAGUAAGAGGAACUCUCCCUCUGCCCAUUCUUUGCACUCUGGAAAUGGCCCCAUAGAAGCAGCAGUCUAUGAAGAUGACUUUGUGUCAUCACAUAGCAGCGGAGCCAGUGGCCAGUUAAAGAGAGGCUCCAAUUCACGCAGUGUGAACAGUCAUUUUGAGGAGCUGAUGAGGAGGUCUCCUUAUGAGAAUAGUACAGGAGGCAUCAAUUCCCACCAUUCAUCCUUUCACUCAUCUAUUCACUCACCGCAUCUUUCCUCUGGUUCACCAUCUGGCUCCUCACCCUUCUCCAAGCACUCUGCCAAAAAACGAGGCACAGCAUCAGACCAGAGUGAUACCACUCUGGUGGAAGAGCAGAGGAGCUCCUGCUCACCUCCCUCAGAGGUUUUGUCCUCUGACUCAAGGAAGAGGGGGUCAGACAAAAGCUCUGCCCACAGCCAGGCCAAGAGUGUCCAAUCUAGUGACACUUUAGGGGAAACUUCUCACCACAGUUUGGGACUUGACGGUAAGAAGUCUUCAGCAGCCAGGCCCAAACAGGCUUCUCCUUCUGGCUCUUCAGACCCUGGUUCUCCUCCAGGAGUAGACUCACCCAGGGAGCCUGUGAGAAGUGGCUCUCUGGGGGCAAAUAACCCAACCACCACAGCUCGCAGUGGUAGAGCAGAGACCAAGACCACGGGUGAACUACACUAUUCGCCUGCUGUCUUGCAGCAGCGUAUGGCUGCAGAGCUCCACUACCUGGAGUCCAUCGAGGAGUCAGUCCGACAGCUGGGGGACGUGGAGAGGCUGGUGGGUGUGUCCAUGGCUCAGCAGGAGAGCGCGUCAUUGGCCCAGAUGCUCAAGGCCAAGCAGCAGCGCCAUGAGCGUGACCUCUACGAGUUGAAGAUCAAGGCUGAAAGGGAAGCACUGGAGACACAGCUACAGCUGGAGGAAAACAGGCAGAGAGUGGCCAGGGCUCAUAUAGAACUGCAGGAAAGCUUGGCAGGAACUCAAAAAGAGACUUUGGAGGGUCUCCAGGAGGCAACUACAAAGAUGAUGAGUCAACAGGCUGAGGCAGCACGGUACACAGCCGAUGCUGCCCGACACAUCAAGGAGAUGACAGAAUUGGCACGGUCGCAGAUAGCAGGAGCUCUGGUUGUCCCCCCUGUUGCUACUGAUUCCUCCAUGUUGGACGAGCAGAAGGAACAGCAAAGCUCCUAUUCAAACCAACAACAGGACAAAAUUGACUCUGACAGCUUCCAGAGUGAGGAGUCAAGCAGAAGGAACAGGCCAGAGGAACCCAUGUCAUCACUGAACAGCCUGAGUCACUCUGACUCUCUAUCCUUCAGGAGACCCAACCACAGUGGAGCAGAGUCAAGCAGCCACCAUAGCCCUCCGCAUGUCUCCUCAGACCACAGAGAACGGACGAAAAAAGACGCAGUAGAGGGGAAAUGGAGGAAAGGGGGAGCUGAAGAGAGGACAGACAGGAAAGCAGGCAGCAGCUCCAUAGAGGAGGAAGUUCUUACAGCAGCAAAUGACUCCCUCUGCAGUGACAGCAUCUCCUCUGUAGUGGAUGAGAAAGGAGACAGUACGUCAGUGGCAACAGAGUACUCUCUCAAGUUUGAUGAGUCCAUGACAGAGGAUGAGAUAGAAGAGUACUCCUUCCGCUCUCUGCUGCCGUCUGAGGCGCACCGCCGUGGAACUAAGUCCCGCCACCAUGAAGAAUCAGAGGAUGAUGGAGCCAAUCACAACAGGACAUUGGUUUCAGGGGCACACAAUAUCUUAAAGUCUCAGGAUGCAAACAUGGCCUUUUCUGGUGGACAGGACAGCUUUUCCCAGUUCACCAUGGACAUGGUGCGUCAGUACAUGAAGGAUGAGGAGGUCAGACUGCAGCACCAGAGCUCUCUGCUGCGUCUUCGCCAGAAAGCCCUCAAAGAGAAGACCAGAACUGAGCUGGCCUGGUUAGAGCACCAGAAAAAGAGGCUGAGGGACAAGGGAGAGGAUGACAAAAUGCCACCCAUCAGGAAGAAGCAGAGGGGCCUUCUGUUGAAACUACAGCAGGAACAGGCUGAGAUCAAGCGUCUUCAGGAGGCCAACAAAGCAGCCAGGAAGGAAAGGCAGCUGUUGCUGAAGCAGCAGGAGGAGAUUGAGCGGAUGAGAAAUUCUACACUCAGACUGAGGGAGCGUCUCAAGUGUGCUGGGGGUGAAGCACCACCUGAGACUCCUGUGUCAGAAACCCCUGUGUCUGAGGCAGCCUUCUCCAACAUCAACAGACAUGCUGAUGAUAUUCGCAGCCCCUCUCCGUCGCUCUCCAUCUCUGGAAGUGAGACUAGCAGCAUCAUGCAGAAGCUCAAGAAGAUGCGCUCUCACAUGGAUGAGAAACACUGUUCUACUGUCCACUACUUCUUCUCUGUGUUCACGGCUCACCACUGGGCCUCCCUCAGUGUCUGUCUUCCCAACCUCCACCCUAAAUUCCAGCUCUUUAUCUACAACCAGUUGGUCAGGUUCCUGACAAAGCGGGAGCAGCAGCUGAUGCAGAGGCGUCACCAUGCUGAGGAGUUGCUGCAGUGGAAACAGCGGCUGGACCGGGAGGAGGCAGAGGUCCGUAAGAUGGAAAAGGAGGCCCUGGCUGUAUGGGACAAACAAACAACUCAGGACAAGGACAUGGCAGAGAGUCAGAAAAAGGAGAUCUCCGACAUUAGCCCCAGCCCCAGUCACCAUCACAGCUCAGGGCCCAGAACUGGCAGUGAGAAAGAGUAUGUGAGUGAGGGCGACUGUUCCUCAGCGACACCUGAGUCCAGUAUACACACAGAUGGACUGGGGUCCCAGCAACCAGGAAGCCCAUCUUCAGUACAACCUGCAUCAAUCCCUGAAACACCUUUGGCCUCCGUCCAGAGCAGCCCUGCAAAUUACACCCAGGAGUUCACUUCAGCUUCCCAGUCACCUAGCAGACAAUCUCUCCAGUCUCCAUUCAGAGGCAGCCACAGCCCUGCUGCCUCUCCUUCAGAUGGCAGCAGCAAAACCAAGAUGCAGCUUCGCUCCUCCUCCCGGACCGCCAACCAGGCCCGCACUCAGCCAACUGACUCCCCCAUGGCCGUGCACACUGAACCCAUUUCAGACCAGAGUGACAUAGAGAGCCGUAUCAAGGCCCUGAAGGAAGAACUCAGAAAACGAAAGUUUAUGGCCUACCAGCUGAAAAAAGAGCAGAAGAAGAGGCACAAGGAGCGCCUGAAGGCACAGGAGGCCAGCCUACUCAAGCAGCUGGAGAGCUAUGACAACUUCAUCGAGAAAACUAAGGCAGAACUCAACAAGGAGGCAGACUCAACACCUGAUACAAAGUCCCAGAUCAAAGAUUCCACCUCAAUUGCAGAGCAGUCCAGUAUUAAACCACCUGCUUACAGGUCUGAAACCAGCAAAAUUUCUGACUCUGAAAGGAUGCGAAUUGAUGCUUCAUUAGAUCACAAUGCCCUUCCUCAACCUGAUCAUAGUAGAUCAACUUCAGUGCCUGAGGAAUUGUCUGAUGAAGACCCACCAACAGUCACUCCAACCCCAGUAAAUGGCAGCCCAGAGUGUCCAACCUCAGGACCGAGGAGCCGCCUGUCCACAGAGGGUCUUUUAAGACCUUCCUCUAAGGAAGCCCAGACACAGAUGAUUGAGUCUGGGGAUGAGAACAUUGUGUUUUAUCAAAGAUCUGACAUUCAGGAAGAGCUGGAGGUGGAAGUAAGCUCCAAGUUUGAGGAUCAACAUUCUGAAUGUCUAUUCAAACUAGAAAAGGAAGACAGACUUGACUCCCCAGAGAAGCUCUCUACAUCCAAACAUGUUUCCUCUUCCAUGAGUGAAGAACAUCGAUAUUCUCCAUCUGUUAGCCUAGAACAAGAUAAACAAAUGAAGACAAGGGAAACAUCUGUAGCUGAGGAAGCUGUAAAAUCUAAUAUUGCCUCUAGUAAGUCACAUUCAGCUGCAAUGGACCUCAAAACCUCACCACGUCCAAGCUACAGCGCCUCAUCUAGUGACCAUUCCUGCUCCCCUGACUCGGUUGCCUUCUCUUCAAAGAAGGAGGCACCCAUAAAGGAUGUCGAGGCGUCUUCUCCCACAGCGGAUGGCUAUCAUGAUGACUUUGAGUUGUCAGUGGAUUCUUCACCCAGGGUGGAGCAUCAUAGUUACAAGCUUGCCUCGCAAAUCUCAGUUUCCCCUACGGAGAUCAAGGACCCGAGAAAUGACUCCCCUAGCAGAACCCCACCAUAUGACAGCCAAGAUGAGGAAGUAGAGGAGGAAAUUGCUGAGGAACUCAGUCACCAUUCAGAGAUAAGUGGAGCUAGCCACCAAUCUGGAAGACUGCUAGAUCUUCAUAACCAAACAGAAGACUCCAAACAUGGCAAGGACAUUGUUAAUUCCAACCACUCCCUACCCAUCUCUUCUUUGCAGACCCCUCUCUCUCCUGUUAUAGAUGAAAUGCCAAGUUUUAACAUUGGAGAUCGGGUUCUUGUCGGUGGUGUUCAGCCUGGCACUCUGAGAUUCAAAGGUCCAACCAGCUUUGCUAAUGGCUUCUGGGCUGGCGUGGAGUUAGAUAAGUCUGAGGGGAGCAACAACGGCACUUAUGAUGAGGUGGUAUACUUUGAGUGUGAUGAGAGUCACGGUAUCUUUGCUCCUCCAGACAAGAUCACACACCUGCCAGACAAGUUUGAGAUCUACACAGACACCACAGAGGAUGAGGACUCAUUCUUUGAUGAUAUGUCAGAUAAAGGUGGGGAUAAACAUAAAACAGAUGAGGACAAAUCCCAAAAACAACGAAAUCUGAAGAGUAAAAAUGAACAAACAUCUCGUGAGGUCUAUGGGUCUGGAGAUAAAACAGUUACAGAUGAGUCUGUUCACAAGAGCCAGGCCCCAUUGAAGGUCAGAUCCAACCUCAAUUCACAGCAUUACAAAGAAUCCAAGCAUCCCAUCUCUAAUGGCAACACUAGGGACAUCAUUUUGGAUUUUGAAGAUGCACCAACCACCCUCCUCAUCUCUGACAUGGACAAGAUUGGCCUGGGGAAGCAGAGUCAGGAGAUUACUACCCUUGUUGAGAAAGAAGACGUAGACUCACAACACCAGUUUACCACAGAUAUCAAGGAUGAUAAGGGAGAACAGAAGGACACAGACUUAGUGGACACAUUUGCAGACAAACUCCUCGACAACUUUGUAAAAGACACUGUGAAGCAGUUUGCGGAGAUUAAAAAGGCUAAAGAGCAGAAGAUAGAAGCUGCCAACCAGAUGAAUGGAGACCUGUUUGGUGAAAAUGUUGAAGAGAAAGAAUGGUUCUCUUCAGUGGAACAAAAAGAUGGUCUACCCUUCUUCCUACCUGCAGAAAAAGAGGAGCUGUCUUCUCCAGAGCUGUGUAACCGUCCAGAGAGUCCAGUGUUGGGGGCCAGCGGUCAAGAGGAGCUCGCCAAGCGACUAGCAGAGCUGGAACUGAGCCGUGAACUGCUAGAUGAGCUAGGUGACGAUCAGGACUGGUUUGAUGAGGACUUUGGCCUCAGCUCUCGUAGAGAACUGCAGAGACUCAAACAGAUAGAAGAAGAGGAAGAGGCAAGGCUGGGGAGGUCUGGCUCAUCAGCUGGAACAGCCCGGGGGGGGCUGGUCUCAUCACCAGGUGGGGAACAGCAGGUAAAGACUCCACCUAGACCUGAGCUACCGCUCCCCCUGCCCCCCAAACUACCUGAGCAGCCAGCCAUGGUGGUUCCCCACUCAGCCACAGAGGUGGAGAAGAUGGUCCAUGCUGCCACUCAGGAGAUUUGGGAGCAUUGUGGCCUGGGGAAGGAGGGAGCACUGACCCUUGCACAACUGCCAAACCCCAAACCUUCACAAGAGUAUCUGGGUAAAGAGGCCAGCAGCCAGGACCAGGAGGCCCUCUGCAUCCGCAGCUACAGAAAGGCUGUGUAUGACCUGACAUGGGAAAUGCUUCAGGAGGUCUUUGCUGAGGACCCCAACGCUGAUCAGCCUCAGUGGGUCAAACCACGUCGGGUCAAGUCCUCGUUCUUCCAUAGAGUAAAGACAACAGGGGACAUCACCAAAAUCCAGGAAUUCAUCACAGCAGAAGUACUGAAAAUGUACGGCCUGACAAAAGAUCAGAGCCAGAAGACUGACUGGCAGAAGAUGCUCAAAUUUGGCAGAAAGAAGCGGGACAGAGUUGAUCACAUACUGGUUCAGGAACUCCAUGAGGAGGAGGCCCAGUGGGUCAACUAUGACGAGGAUGAGCUGUUUGUCAAGAUGCAGCUGGCAGACAGCAUCUUUGAUGCUUUGCUGAAGGACACUGCAAACGUGCUGACGCUAAUCUAUGACAAGAGGGCCAAAAGAGACACCCUCUCCUGACAGCUUUCCUGCUUAGAUUUUAAACUACAACCUCUAGCUCAGUCCCCGUCUUUCCUCACCCCAGUGAACUCCAGCCAACCUACCGCCGCUCGGUCUUCCACCAGCUGAUGUGCCAACAGCCACCCUCAGAUGCCUUCGGUCCCAGCAUUACCUCUCAGCUAAAAACAACUCCUACUUAUUUCUAUGACAUUAAUUUGCUGAAUUUGCUUCAGCUAACUGUAGUGGUUAUAUAAUUUGUUCUACACACAAAAUGCCUCUUGAGCAAUCCAGCCUUCUUAAACCUUAACACCAUCUAGUCUCAGUUCUCACCUCCUGGACUGGUCCUUUUGUAAAUGCUAGUUGCAGAAUGAGUAGAUGUUUUGGUAGGAUGGACUGUGCCAUUUGUUAGCGUUUAAAGUCCAUUGAUGCUGCUAAGUUGAUUGUUCCAUAUGGGACUAUAAUACAAAAUCCACCUGGAACAAAAGUAGGUUGUUAUAUUUUGUAUUGAAUCUUAAAGUAAAUAUAUAUAUAUGGAUUCAAAAAUUGUAAUAGAGUAGCAGAUAAAAAAAUAUACAGUGAAGUAGACAGUGACAUGGUGUUGUGUUGGCUUUGCAAUCCAGCACAUUGAAAUUAAACAGUGACUAUGAGGUUAAACUUGUAGCUUUAAUUUUUACAGCCAUAUUGUCUGAUCAGUUUUCAGCCCCCAAUUUUAGGGGUCUGUUAGCCUGCCUUACAUUAAAAGCGGGCUGUAGUCUUAUCACGCACAGAAAUCAGCAGACACGAUUGGUCUUUAAGUACAACAGGCUCAGGUGACUGACUCACUCUUUGGCCCUAAAAUUUCCUUGUAUGCUUUGGCUGUAUGUUUACCGUCAUUGUCUUUAAAUUCAGGGACUAUGUAUAGAAAAAUUAUCCAACACUGGUCAUCCGUUAUGGAUAUGAACACCCUCAAACACCCUUAAAGCUGUGAGUCAGCACAUUUAACUUUAUGAUCAUUAUUGAAUUUCAAAUCCAAUGUGCUGAAUGAGAGCUAAAACACAUCAAAUAUUGUCAGACUGCGCCAUAUUGGAACAUCACUGAGAUCAAAUAUUGUAUGAAACAUUUUGCCUCCAUAAUUAUAUUAUUUAUUGUAUGAAAAUGUUUGAUUAGAGGAGUAAGGAACAUUUUGAAUUGUAAAUGGUCUUGUCAAGAUAUAGCGAACAGAUUUUUAACAUCUAAAAAAUUAAACUGUAAAAAGCACAAACAGAAAUGUGAAUGUGAACAUGGCAAUAUAUUAUGUAGGAGGUUUAAAGAAUGCUAUUGAAACCACAAAGAGGACAUGCUAGGGAAAAAACUGUUUUAAUAUUUAAACAUUGUAGUGUUGAUAAUUAAUUGAAACAGUUCUGUAUGGCUUUUAUUGUGGCCACAACUGUCCAGUUGGUCAAGACAAUCAUUGUGUCCCACAUUUUGAAGCAUACACUGUGUACUAAUGUUAACAGUUUGAAAACGUCUCAUACAAACAGCAAAGAAAAUGCUUGUUCACUGAUUUGCGGUUUAUUACUUUAUUCUGUGCUGUAGCUGAAGCUUUUGCACCCAUUCAGCAUUGUUUUCCACUAUUUAUUUUUCACAGUUAUAUUGUUUUGUGUUUCGCAUUGGGGGACAAACAUGUCCAUCAAUGCCAUGUUCAAAAAUCAAGUACUUUUAGUAUCCAUGCUGGUAUUUUUAAGAUUUAAUUUGGUCAAACACUACAUACUCAAAACACAGACUGAGUAUAUAGUAUGCAAGUGGGACACAAAAGACUGUAGGCCUGACUGGAUAUUUUUAGAAUCACAUCAUAGGACAGUACUGAAAUGCUGGAUUUGAGCCUUACUUAUCCUUUCUGUCCUGUCUUUUUACUUUCUAUGACCUGAGAAAACACCACUUGUUUCUUUAUCAGUUGCCCUGGUAAAGGUUGCUAGCUGAACAUUUACCCAAUAAAACAUCUAGUCGUGUAGCAGCAUGGUUAUAUGCUCCACUUGCUGCUGUGAAACAUUUGGCUUCACAGCGAUCACCAAGUUUAAACCGCCCGUCAGAAUGUAGCCCGGCGAUGUCGUAAGACAACAGAGGUCUUUCUCAACAUUCAGUUCAAGUGCCUCUUUAAGUUGAGUUGUAGAUUUAUAACAAACUCUGUUGAUGUCUCAACAUCCUUUGGACCUAUUUUCUUUGAAUGUCUCUUUCAACUGCUGUAUACUACCAUUUUGUAAAUGAUCCUUAAAUGGCCGCUCUUCCUUCUAACCGGUUUGCUAAUACUUCAGUUUCUGCCUUAUCAGUUUUUCUUUAUCGAAGCAUAUUUAAGGAAGUUUUUUAAACCUUCUCAUUUUCCUGUGCCUCAGCCUGAGGAAAUGUUUGUGAUGCUAACAGAAUUGCUGACUCACUCUAAAUGUCACCUGCUUCUUAUCCACGUCACCCCUGCAUCUGUGCAUAUAGACACAGUUGAGUCAUUUCAUUGAUCAACUGUAUCAGGAACUAGUUUGUGGACACUCCACACACACUCCACACAAACACACACACACACACAACCUGGCUCCAGCCCACAGGCUGCACAGUGUGAGUCACAGAGCUGAUGAGGCUGAGCACGUAGGACUGUAUCCAAGGGCUUGUUUUGGUCCUCACUGUCAGCCCUGCUUUGAUCCAACAAGCUGUGUACAAACUCAUUGUGGCAUGUGUGACAGAGUUGUUAAUCUUCACUGACUGUUAGGAACUAAAGUGACCUUAAACGGAGUACUUAGUCUCUUUUUUUUUCUACUGUCAAUGUUUUAAGAGUUGCUAAGGUAUAUGUUCAAACUGUAAAUUAUAUAAUGUAGAAAAAGACCAAAAACAUUUGACACCAGUCUCUCCAUGCUGUAUGACUUGUAUGUCUGGUCUGUAGGCAUAUGUAACUGUAAUGGUGACAUGAUUAGUACCUUAGAAACGCUUCCUGCAAGGCUUUAUUGCAAACCCUCUAGGAUUUUCCUCUUGAAUUGAUUGUAUGUGGGAGGAAGUUAAGUUCCCCUCUGUAGCUAUGCAGUAGUUGGUCUUAUGCAUUGCUUUAUAUGUACGGACCAAACAGUUAAGACUUCUUUAGCGUAGUCUGAAGAUUAAAUAAACCUUCGAGAAGCUUGAAGCUGUUUGGUGUAGGGUGGAGUUGAUCGGAAUAACUGAAUUAAAAAGUUUGCACAAAAGAUUUGAUCAUCAAAUUAACCCAGUCUGACUAGAUUUCUCUUUUCAUCUUUUGAAAUGUUUAUGAAUAUUUAUAAUAAUGUGCUGUGAGUGCGCGCCAAGUGCACUUGAAGACUUGUACAAUUCUUUUAUGGGUGUAAAUAUACUGUCUAUCUAAUCUGACCCUCUGUUACUGUAACCUGAACGAUUGUUGUAAAAUAAACACUGUUUACUUUGCAAAUAUGUGCAUAGUAUAUAUUUGUUAAUUAAAUGAACUUUUGAAAUUGUAAAUAAAGCUUUCAUUGUUUCUAAAGGAA
Siniperca chuatsi (mandarin fish) is the source of this 13439-nucleotide messenger RNA. RefSeq names its product centrosomal protein 350 (gene cep350). Gene Ontology annotation, biological process: microtubule anchoring. The transcript has 38 exons. NCBI's taxonomy places the organism in Eukaryota, Metazoa, Chordata, Actinopteri, Centrarchiformes, Sinipercidae. Gene Ontology annotation, molecular function: microtubule binding. The record is from RefSeq and is a predicted model, not a curated record. Bases 373 to 9990 code for a protein of 3205 amino acids. Gene Ontology annotation, cellular component: centrosome.